UGAAGCUCCAGCUGCCGCCGCGGCCCCCGCCAUGGCGACCUGCUUUCGGCUGCGGAGCUUCGGGGCCCCGCGCCUCCCGCUGGCGCCUCCGCGCCACCUCCGCCCCCGUCCCGGCUGCUCGGGGCUCACCGCGCGGGCCGCUCCGGGCCGGGCCCAGCUCCGCAGCUACGCCCGGAGCCCCGCCGGCCUCUCCGCCGAGCUGCUGCGCACCGACAGCUUCGUGGGCGGCCGCUGGCUCCCGGCCGCCGCCACCUUCCCGGUGACGGACCCGGCCAGCGGCGCCACGCUGGGCAUGGUGGCCGACUGCGGGGCGGCCGAGGCCCACGCCGCCGUGCGCACGGCCUACGAGGCGUUCCACAGCUGGAGGGGGGUCUCGGCCAAGGAGAGAAGUUCAUUACUUCGGAAAUGGUACGAUUUAAUGAUGCAAAAUAAGGAUGACCUUGCGAAAAUAAUCACAGCUGAGAGUGGAAAGCCACUGGCAGAAGCACAGGGAGAAAUGGUCUAUUCCGCCCUCUUCCUAGAGUGGUUUUCAGAAGAAGCUCGCCGCGUUUACGGAGACAUUAUUCCUACCUCCUCAAAGGACAGGCGAGCCCUGGUCCUCAAGCAGCCCCUGGGCGUGGCCUCCAUCAUCACCCCGUGGAAUUUUCCCAGUGCCAUGAUCACCAGGAAGGUGGGGGCUGCCCUUGCAGCUGGCUGCACAGUAGUGGUAAAACCUGCUGAAGAUACGCCUUUCUCUGCCCUGGCCUUGGCCCAGCUCGCAAACCAAGCAGGAAUCCCUCCUGGUGUCUACAAUGUUGUUCCUUGCUCCCGAGCGAAGGCCAAGGAAGUUGGGGAAGCACUCUGCACUGACCCUCUAGUGUCCAAAAUUUCCUUCACUGGCUCAACAGCAACAGGCAAGAUUCUGUUGCACCAUGCAGCGAACUCUGUGAAAAGGGUCUCCAUGGAGCUAGGGGGCCUUGCCCCAUUCAUCGUCUUUGACAGUGCCAACGUGGACCAGGCUGUCAAGGGGGCCAUGGCAUCUAAAUUUCGAAAUGCUGGACAGACUUGUGUUUGUGCAAACCGGUUCUUAGUGCAACGGGGUAUUCAUGACUCCUUUGUAAAGAAAUUUGCUGAAGCAAUGAAGACAAACCUGCGUGUAGGUAAUGGAUUUGAAGAAGGAACUACUCAAGGCCCAUUAAUUAAUGAGAAAGCAGUGGAAAAGGUAGAGAAACACGUGAGUGACGCUGUUUCUAAAGGGGCGACCAUUGUGACAGGCGGGAAGCGGCACCAGUAUGGAAGAAAUUUCUUUGAGCCCACGCUGCUCAGCAAUGUCACCAAGGACAUGCUUUGUUCUCGUGAAGAGACGUUUGGGCCUCUGGCACCAGUUAUCAAGUUUGACACGGAGGAAGAGGCCAUUGCAAUUGCCAAUGCAACUGACGUUGGGUUAGCAGGUUACUUUUACUCGCAAGAUCCAGCCCAGAUCUGGAGAGUGGCAGAGCAGCUGGAGGUCGGUAUGGUGGGUGUUAACGAAGGCAUGAUUUCCUCAGUGGAGUGCCCUUUCGGAGGAGUAAAGCAGUCUGGCCUGGGGCGAGAGGGUUCCAAGUAUGGCAUCGAUGAAUAUCUGGAAGUCAAGUAUGUGUGUUACGGAAGCGUGUAGGAGCCUUCGUGUCUUGAAAACUUCACAAGGAAGCUUACCAACACAUAUUGGGACAUGCCAUCCAUC
Dipodomys spectabilis (banner-tailed kangaroo rat) is the source of this 1702-nucleotide messenger RNA. RefSeq names its product aldehyde dehydrogenase 5 family member A1 (gene Aldh5a1). The transcript is spliced from 10 exons. Gene Ontology annotation, biological process: GABA catabolic process. Lineage: Eukaryota; Metazoa; Chordata; Mammalia; Rodentia; Heteromyidae. Bases 32 to 1636 code for a protein of 534 amino acids. Gene Ontology annotation, molecular function: succinate-semialdehyde dehydrogenase (NAD+) activity. The record is from RefSeq and is a predicted model, not a curated record.